This is a messenger RNA of Acanthopagrus latus (yellowfin seabream), 1743 nucleotides long. It is a transcript of the gene wdr74, whose product is annotated as WD repeat domain 74. Gene Ontology annotation, cellular component: nucleolus; preribosome, large subunit precursor. Gene Ontology annotation, biological process: ribosomal large subunit biogenesis. The coding region runs from base 230 to 1357 and encodes 375 amino acids. Gene Ontology annotation, molecular function: protein binding. The record is from RefSeq and is a predicted model, not a curated record. The transcript is spliced from 2 exons. NCBI's taxonomy places the organism in Eukaryota, Metazoa, Chordata, Actinopteri, Spariformes, Sparidae.
UUAGGAAAUGAAUUAAUGACUUCAAUGGAUUUUGUUUCGUGAUAUUUUUGUUGUUGCAGUUUUGAACACUGGUCAGAGUUUCCUGUGGUCAAUAAAGUUUUUUUUUUUUUUACGUGAUGUCAUUGAGGCGCGACAGAGUGACAGGAAAACACGCGUGUGUCUGAACCAGGACCUCCAACUGUUUAAAUCCAGUUUUUGUCCAGGUUUCGGUCCAUUUAGACUCGGACCGAUGGGGGACACGAGCCGGCUGUGCUCCGUGUGGCUGGGCUCGGAGACCGGCAUCCUGAAGGGGGUCAGUCUGUCCCGGAAACAGGCCUUCAACUUCUGCAACACGAGCCACCUGAGCCGCGACCAGGAGGUCCGGGCGCUGUGCUGGGGGGACCCGGCGGAGAGCGAGCUGCUGGUCGGCUCCGUGGACGGAACCGUGAAGACCUUCAGCACCGAGAAGGGAUCCUUCACCGAGACCCGCCGCUGCGGAGACCCGGCAGACGGCUGCUUCACCGGGCUGGCUGUGCUCAGCGGCUCCACGCUGGUCAGCUGCGUGGAGUGCGGGACGCUGCGGGUGUGGAGGGAGGACAGCAGCGAGCCCGUGAAGGAGCUGAGCGCGGGGAAGAACGUGUGCAGGAUGCGGCAGAGUCCGGUACACCCGCACAAAGUCGCCACCGGAGGGAAGGAGAACGGGCUCAAGAUCUGGGACCUGGAGACUCCGGAGAAGCCCGUGUUCACCGCGAAAAACCUGCGGGACGACUGGCUCGAUCUACGGCGGCCGCAUUGGGUCAGAGACAUGGCCUUCAUCCCGGGAACCGACAAAGUCGUCACCUGCACAGGUUACCAUCAGGUCCACAUAUUCGACCCGUCCUCCCCUCAGCGGCGUCCUGUCCUGGAGGUCGAGUAUGGCGAGUACCCGCUCACCGCUCUCUCCCUGACUGCCAGCGGGGACACAGUGGUGGUUGGAAACACUCAUGGCCAGAUCGCCCUGCUGGACCUGAGGAAAGGUCUGGUCCGCGGCUGUCUGAAGGGGCUGGUGGGGGGCGUGCGGGGGCUGCAGUGUCACCCCUCCCAGCCGGUGGUGGCGUCCUGCGGCCUCGACCGCUUCCUCCGCAUCCACAGCCUGGAAGACCGCAAACUACAGCACAAAGUCUACCUCAAGUCCCGCCUGAACUGCCUCCUGUUCUCCAGCAGAGACCUGGAGGAGCCAGCGGGGGAGGGCGGGGCUCAGGAGGUGAAGGAGGAGGAGGAGGAGGAGGGAGACGAGGUGUGGGACAGCAUGGCGCGAGUGGAGGAGAAGCCAAAGAGAAAAACCACAGAGGAAGAAGAGCCGCAGAAGAAAAAAGGCAAGAAGAAGAAAAAGAACUGAGGGACGUUUGUGGUGUGGUCAGAGUGUGGGACAUUUGAACGCUGUCACUCAGACUGAAACACGUGGAAGAGGAGAGAUUUGUCUCUCAGCUGUUUGUGCUCUAAAAUGCAUUUUCUAUACUCUGUUUAUUAAAACAGCAGCAUGUGCCUCCAGACAUCUCCUGAGCAAUAUUAAUCGUCCUUAUAAACCCAGAGCACGUUGUCUCACCUGUCAUCAGAUGAGCCACAGCCAAUCAGAGCUGCUGCUGAGAGUGAACAAACAUCUUAUUCUUUAAACUCUUCAGUGCUUUUGUGUUAAAAAUCUAAUUUGUAACUAAAGAUAAAAGUAGUGGAGUAAAAAGUUUGAGAUGUACUUCAAUAAAAGUAGAACCUGGCUUGAAAAGAGAA